Molecule: messenger RNA, 883 nt
Organism: Pogonomyrmex barbatus (red harvester ant)
Lineage: Eukaryota; Metazoa; Arthropoda; Insecta; Hymenoptera; Formicidae
Gene: PIG-F
Product: phosphatidylinositol glycan anchor biosynthesis class F
Biological process (GO): GPI anchor biosynthetic process
Cellular component (GO): endoplasmic reticulum membrane
Source: RefSeq, a predicted model, not a curated record
AAAUGUUUGUGCUACAUAGAGUGGAUUGAAGAAAAAAAAAUGUUUCUCGAUACGUAAGUCCAUUGGACACAAAAAUAAAUUGAACUUCCAGCAAAUUACAAAGAUUAAAAUCAGCCAAAUGGGUGUCGGAAACAAGACUGAGCAAAGAUUAUUGCUCUCUUAUUGCUCCUUCACUUGUAUCUAUCUUUCAGUAAUCCUGAUACUAGUAAAGUUUAACGAUAAUCUAUAUAAUGUCGGCAAGUACAAGUUCUUGCCGGUACUAAUGAUAUUAACAUUCGCCGAGGUGAUAAAGUUGCUGUUUCCUAUGCUACAAGCAGAAGUGCCUACUAUAAUCAAAAUAGAGCAACGAGCUUUGUCAAAGACCAAGAGAUCCUGGGCGAAGAGUUUGAGAGAAGUCUUUAAGUUUUCGCUUACUGCUCUUGUAUUGUCAAUAGUUUAUUAUAUAAUAAUUGUGCUAUUUGGGGCACCCGUACUGACUGAUCAUGAAGAGACAACAAUGCUCGUCAUUACAUUAAUCACAUUGACUUUUGUACCUACCAGUCUGCACUUGGGGGUAGACAACGCAUUGGAUAUUUUAACAGGGACAUAUUCCCAAAAGGGUAACAUUCUUGCGGAUGCUCUAAGGCUCAACAUACAGGCAACAAUAUUAGGCACUUGGCUGGGUGCUACUGUGAUCCCUCUAGAUUGGGAUCGCCCUUGGCAAAUUUGGCCAAUUCCUUGCAUUAUAGGUGCACUGCUUGGCUAUUUGAUCGCCUACUUCAUUACCGUCAUCAAAACGCUUACCACACUCAAAUUACAUAGAAAAGUUCAUCGAUAGUAAUAGACAUUUGUGUGGAAAAAGACAUUGCAGUUUCUCGAAUAAAAGUCAUUUCAUUGAAUGAAA